CACUUUGUUUUAGUUUUUCCAUCUCCAACUGAUCCAACAAAGGAUGGAGAUUUCACAUUACAGUGUUCUCUGGAGAGAUUCAGAGGGUUGGGUCCUUGUCCAGAGAAGAGCCUCCUCUGGGUGGAUGAGACAGGAAGUGAGCUGCUUGGUGAAGGUGUUGGUUUCCAGUCUGGAGGACAGACUGGCUGUGAUUCUAAUCUCACUGUGAAGCUUCAGAUCAGCAGCAACAGAAGAUACACCUGCCAGUUUGUUGAGAGAAACACAGUGAAGAUAGAAGCUCACUACACACCUGUGUUUAAAGUUAUCAGGGGAGAAGGAGUCCAUAUCUACCACAGAGCUGGAGAUGAUGCUGUUCUGUCCUGUAAAAGACCUUCAUCAUCUCUCUCAUGCUCCGCUGUUGACUGGUUUUAUACGAGAGCUGAAAACAUGGAGCGUCAACAUGAAGUUCAUGGAGGAAAAGUUCAGAGUUCAGCUCGAGCUGCCAGGCUGAGGUUGGACAAUAAAUGCUCUCUGAUCAUCAACAACAUCACUGCUGAGGAUGCUGGACGUUACACCUGUCAGCUUUGGGAUGGAGGACGCUUUGACACAGAUGUGUAUUUAAACAUGAUGAGCAUCUCUCCAUCUCCACCAGGUGCUGAUCCAACAAUGGAUGGAGAUUUCACAUUACAGUGUUCUCUGGUGAGAUACAUUUGGUUGGAUUCUUGUCCAGAGAAGAGCCUCCUCUGGGUGGAUGAGACAGGAAGUGAGCUGCUUGGUGAAGGUGUUGGUUUCCAGUCUGGAGGACAGACUGGCUGUGAUUCUAAUCUCACUGUGAAGCUUCAGAGCAGCAGCAGCAGAAGAUACACCUGCCAGUUUGUUAAGAACAACACAGUGCAGGUAGAAGCUCACUAUGAGAUUGAAGGAGUUCCUGCCAACAGAACCAUCAUCAUCCUUGGAGCAGUGAUCUGUGUUCUCCUGCUGCUGGUGGUUCUUGCUGCUGUUUUUAUCAAACUCAGAAAAAUCAGAGUUAAAAAGGAUCACAGCACCACAACAGAAGAUCCAGAUUCAGCCCAUGAGAGUCAUCAUCAUGAUGAGGUGUAUUCCAUUGUGACCUAUGCCACUGUUGACCAUUUUAAGGACAGAAUGUCUAAUAAGAUAAAGAGGAGGGUUAUUUUUAAACCAUAAAACCAUGUGAAUGGGGCCGGACUGAACAGCUCCAUUAUGCACAAGGUUUGGAAACAUGUUAAAUGAUAACAUAGAUGAAAGUGGAAAGUCUUUCA
Molecule: messenger RNA, 1259 nt
Organism: Fundulus heteroclitus (mummichog)
Lineage: Eukaryota; Metazoa; Chordata; Actinopteri; Cyprinodontiformes; Fundulidae
Exons: 7
Coding region: 427-1164 (245 amino acids)
Biological process (GO): interleukin-15-mediated signaling pathway; T cell activation; positive regulation of ERK1 and ERK2 cascade
Cellular component (GO): membrane raft; external side of plasma membrane
Molecular function (GO): MHC class II protein binding; protein tyrosine kinase binding
Source: RefSeq, a predicted model, not a curated record